Molecule: messenger RNA, 4327 nt
Organism: Condylostylus longicornis
Lineage: Eukaryota; Metazoa; Arthropoda; Insecta; Diptera; Dolichopodidae
Product: FHIP family protein GJ17503
Exons: 8
Coding region: 678-3860 (1060 amino acids)
Source: RefSeq, a predicted model, not a curated record
UAUCACUUCUAAAUUUGUUAAAUUUCGAAAAUUUUCUGUAUAAUGCAGUAUGAAAAUAGUUUAAUAUUAUUUUUACGUUUGUUAAAUGUUUAUCAAUAAUUAGCAACUUUUAUUUGCUGAAAUAAAAUAAUUUCAUUUUAAAAUUUUCAUCAAUGAAACUUCAACCAAUAAGAAGAAAGUGAUUUUUGUAUUCAUCAUUGUGUUACCUUCACAAAUUAAAGGAAUUAAAUUAAUCGUAUUCAUAAAGUGAAAUUUUUCAUAAUUAGUGUCAAAACUCUGAUAAGGAAAAUAUAAAAUAAAAUAUAUUUAAACUGAGUAAUGAUAAUGAUGAUUAGACAAGUGGAUCUGUAGUAGUGCAAAAUAAAUACACGACGAACUUUAAAAUUUUCUUUAAUUUAUUUUUUUUGGGUAUGUAGAAAAAAUGUUAGGAAAAUCUAGUAUUGAGUAACCAAAAAACAUAAUACUACCGUCCUACUUGUGUUUUUUAUUAUUUUAAAUAUAUUUUAUUCUAUGGUGUUUUGAAUAAGUAGAUAAGAAAGUUAAAGAUAAUAUUAAAAGGCAACCUUUUUUAAAUCCAAUCAUAUUUGAAAAAAAGCGAUGCUGUUAAUUAUAAAACCAAAAAUUUUAUAUUUAUAUUGAUUGAAAGCAUUGUUUUAGAUUUAAUAUUGUAACCAAUAAUGAGUUGGCUUAGGGGGAGCCCGUUAAGGCAAAGUUUGACUAGAGGGAGCAACAACACGUCGAACUCUGGAAGUGGAGGACGACAAAUAUCUAUUGAUACUGCAUCUAAUUGUGAUCCUCGAGCUUGCUAUGAUAGUUUUUGCAAGCAUUGGCAACAAGCACAUGAAAUAAUAUUAAAAGCAGAGAAUAAAAAACCAGCUGCUCACGAUGAUGUUCUUGGAGUUGUGUCGCACCUUGAUUAUAUGGUAACUUUACUUUUAGUAGAAUUGCAUCAUGUACAUAAAAUUAGUUUGCCAACACCAAAUCAAACACCACCUCCUGCUCCAUGUCUAGAAUAUCUUCUUAGUGAAAAUUUAUUAGAUAAAUUAUAUGAAUGGGGAAUAACAACAGGGGGAUAUGCAAAUGCUGUUCGUUUAGAACAAUUAAAACUUUAUGAAUUACUACUUAGUUAUUCAAAACACCAAUUGCUCUGCCAUGAACCAUUUUUAAGACCAUUACUGAAAAUGUUAGCAUCAAGUCAAGGGGAAAUAUUUCCUCCUGAUGUUGAAAAGCGUUUAGUUAUACUUUUAAAUCAAUUGUGUGUCGUUUUAAUGCAGAAUGUCCCAUUACUAGAUUUAUUUUUCUUUUCAUCAAAUCAACAUGGUCAAGGACAAAAUUCAACAAAUUUUAUUAUAUUUUCUUUGCUAAUACCGUUUGUACAUCGAGAAGGAAGUAUUGGACAUCAAGCUCGUGACGCUUUACUGUUAUGCAUGUCUUUGUCCCAAAAAAACGCGAACGUGGGCACAUAUAUUGCACAGUAUUCUUCCAUGUGUCCUUUGCUGGUAACAGGCUUAGGAGGACUAUAUUCAAGGUUGCCAAAUACUUUAGAAAUAAAUGCAAUUGAUUGGCACCGAAUAACUCCAGAUGAUGUUACAGAAAUUCCUGAAUUAACUUUAUUUAUGAAUUCAUUAGAAUUUUGCAACGCGGUUGUACAAGUUGCGCACGAUUUGAUAAAGCAACAACUUUUGGACUUUAUGUAUCAGGGAUUUAUAGUACCAGUUUUAGGUCCGUCGAUAUUGCAGAUAUUUAAAGGUAACCUAUUGCAGACAAACGUCGAAUCGCAAAUUUCAGCUAUGUCUUAUUUAGAUUUAAUUCUGCGAUCUGUAACCGAGCCUGGACUUUUAAAAGCUUUUGUAAGAUUUCUUCUCGAUGAAGAAAAAUUCGAUGGGCAGCGAAUUCUCGAUGUGUUAGUUGAUAGAUUGUAUGCAACAGAUCCAAACCUUUGCAUGGUAACGCUGUCAUUAUUUGAUACUUUAAUUGGACUUUACUGUGAAGAUCUUAUGUUGGAAUUACUAUUGAAAUUUUUAUUACCUGGCAAACAUGUACCAAUUUCAUGCAGACAUAAAAUAAAUAAAAUUGAUUGUUACGCGAGCACAGUAGAUUUUUUCUUAGAACUAACUCCAGAUGUUAUGAAACACUCAACUAAUUUUAAGAAGUUACAUCAAAGGUCGAUAUCGAACAUAAAUAUAGCAUCACAAGCACAGCAACAGCAACCGUAUAUAAAACAAGAAAAUUCAAUACAAUCUCAAUCUUAUAAUUUUAAUAUAGCGACGGCACCAUCGCUGACCGUGAGCAAAACCAUUGGUGCCAAUUGGAACCAUUAUGGACUUUAUUCUGGUGAUAAUAGCUUGUAUUCAAAUUUUCACGCUUAUUUACUUGACGCACAUUACAAAAUUGCUCAAUGCCGUUCAGGUUGUCUUGAUUGGUCAAAUCAAUAUAAAUAUCAAAAGUGGCCACCACGCCGUGGAAGUGCUCAGCAACAACAUAUGGAGAAAAUGAUUGAAAUGGUUAAAACUUUUUUUACUGAAUUUGGUUCGAAUGUUUGUCCCAAUAUUAUGCAAAGCGCUACGAAUGUAAACAAUGAAACACAAAUAUUUGAAUGUGAUAAAAGUAAAUAUGAUAGCUUACAAUCAAUUGGAGAAUCUAGCGGCUACGAGUCAUUUAAAUACAAACCUGAUGAUGAAACGGAUAUGACAAAUACAGCAAAUAAUGUAAGCAUGGGAAAUAUCCACAGUGAUGUUGAAGAUAAUGGGGCAAAAAGUAGAAGUUGUGAAACUCCUGUUUGGAAAAUUUCGUCUAAAAAGGAUGUUUCACUUUUAGAUUUAGAUUUUUCAGAAGACUUAUUUGCGCAAGGGACAGCAACUUUAGGUCCUUUUAUUAAUGCUGUUUGGAGAAAACUCGAAACAUUUACAAGCAAUAGUUUUUACGUUAACUUACACUUAACUGGAUUAAUAACAAGACUAGCUUGUUUCCCAUUACCUUUAAUACAUUCACUACUCUUACGUCCUGACAUUGUUACAACCUCCGAUGCACCAUCUUUUCAUCAAGUUUUACGUAUUCUUAAACAACAAAUUGAUGCAGAAUUACCUCCAACAGAAGAUUCGCUGGAGAUUAUUGAUGUCGCCAGAUCAUGGCUUAUAGAUCGUGAAUUUCGUUUAAUAUAUGCGCGUAAAUCUGCUGUUGAAUCUUCAAAAAAUCCUGGUAGAAAUGGGCUACCAUAUAAUCAAACAACAUAUGCAAAUAUUUCCUCGACUACUCCCCCGCAAUUGACACCGUCUUCGUCAUAUGACCCUUUUAAAAGAACUGAUUCAAAACGAAGAAGUUUUUCAAAAUCAAUAUCAAAUAUAUUUGGAAAGAAAUCCAUUGCUUCAUCUGGCUUAUCGCAAAAAUUUAUGCAAUUCUUCACUGGUUCUCCAUUUUCUUUAGGAUCAUCGACAAAUCAAAACAUUUCAUCAAAUAAUGCUGUAUCCAACAAUGUUUCCACAACAUCUUUUACGAAUACACCCUCCAUGUCGUCACACAGUUCGUCUAAUACCAUCACAUUACAAGACAUACCUUCUUCAUCUUCUUCGUUAUCACAAUCUGCACAAAGCUGUAGCCAAACAACUUUAAAUAGUGAUAAUAGUUCUAUCAUAAAUAGUAAUAAUAACAAUAGCGGUAGUAGCAGUAUUAAUAGUACAUUAUGUGGUGGUGGAAAUUCUGGGCCAAAUUCGCUAGAUUCAAUUGGAGUAAUUGGAAACACUAGUGGUACAGAAAGAACGCGAGAUUUGUCACUUUGUGCAGUUUUAUUAGACGAAUGGCUCAAAGAGUUAGCUGCUAUUUCACAAGAACAAUCUGUAGUAAUGCUAAGUGACACUUUAUGAUAAUUACAAGCUCUAGAAAUUAUUUUGGCGAACAAAAAUUUAUAAUCUUAAAACUAUUAUUAAGUUUUAUAUAUAAUUAUGUAUAUAUGUGUACAUAUUUGAUAUCUGUGUAAUAUUUCUUAUUUCAACCUGAAUUCAACUAAUUUAUAAAAAACAGAAAAUCAAUAAGAAAAAAUGUUAGUUAGGAAUAAUGUAAAAUUUUUUUGUUUUAAUAUCCCUACACAUUUUAUGUUGGUUUAUUAUGGUUAUUAUGUAUUAAGUUGACACAAAUUUUUUGAUUGAAUACGUUAACAUUUUAUUCAAAUGCACAUUAAAUAUUUACUAAUUGGCGAUAAAAAUUACGAGACAAGAAUAAUAAAAUGUAUAUUUAGUUAUAUUUUCAAAAUUUCGUAUAAAAUUUAAAAUAACCAGUAUUCAUUAUUUUUAGUUAUAUAAUAAAUUUGUUUUAAUUACAAAAUGCUCACAAA